This is a messenger RNA of Glycine soja, 1734 nucleotides long. Its product is annotated as squamosa promoter-binding-like protein 8. The coding region runs from base 400 to 1416 and encodes 338 amino acids. The record is from RefSeq and is a predicted model, not a curated record. Gene Ontology annotation, cellular component: nucleus. The transcript is spliced from 4 exons. Gene Ontology annotation, molecular function: DNA binding. NCBI's taxonomy places the organism in Eukaryota, Viridiplantae, Streptophyta, Magnoliopsida, Fabales, Fabaceae.
ACUCUCACACACUCACAGUCACACAACACACACUCAUACUCACCACGAGAGAGAGAGAGAGAGAGAGAGAGAGAGAGAGAGAGAGAGAGAGAGAGAUGGAGAAGGGGACAAAAGGGUUCAGCUUUUUGAGGGUGAAAGUGAGAUCUUUUAAGCGCACAUCUGUUUAGCAAGAGGCAAAGUCUUAAACCACCCACAGAGCGAUAUAGAGAGUGAGAGAGAAAAAAUCACAACGUCAUAAAAAAAAGACUUAAUGUGCACGCCAUUGUGGUGAGAUAGAAAGAAAGAUGCAAAUGGAAUUCCAAGUCUAACAUCACAACUUCAACAAAUUAGGGCUUUAUUCUUUGCAAUCAUAUCAUAUAUUCUUCACUUCACUCUCAAAACUCCCCCAGUUGAAGAGACAUGUUGGACUAUGAAUGGGGGAACCCGUCCACGAUAAUGCUCACCGGAAAUGAAGACAGCUCCGCCGCGGGCUCCGACCAAACCCACCGUCAAAUCUUCGACCACUACGCGUCCCACACGCUCAUCCCCGACCACUUCCUACACGCGCCAAUGCACUCCACCGCCACCACUGCCGCGGCAACCACCGCGGAUUUCACCCACCACCACUUCAACCCGCAACCCCACCACCAUAACCACAUGAACCACCACCACCAUCACCACGCCUUCUUCGACCCACGCGCCUUCCAUGGCGCGUCGAACACGUCCUACCCCCCACCCCCUUCCAUGCUUUCCCUUGACCCACUGCCUCACGUCAACGCUGUUGGGUCUGGGCCUGGACACGGGCCCGGGCCAGGACCCGGGCCAGGCGGACUUCUCCUUGUCCCCAAGUCUGAAGAAGUCGGUCGGCCCAUGGACUUUGUCGGCUCACGAAUUGGACUCAAUCUCGGAGGACGAACUUACUUCUCGUCCUCUGAGGAUGACUUCGUGAGCCGGCUCUACCGUCGGUCUAGGCCCGUGGAACCGGGUUCGACUAUCUCGUCGAACUCGCCGCGAUGCCAGGCCGAGGGUUGCAAUGCUGAUCUGUCGCAAGCCAAGCACUAUCACCGCCGCCACAAGGUGUGCGAGUUUCACUCCAAAGCCGCCACCGUCAUCGCCGCCGGCUUGACUCAGCGAUUCUGCCAGCAAUGCAGCAGGUUCCAUCUUCUUUCUGAGUUUGAUAACGGAAAACGUAGCUGCAGGAAGAGAUUGGCAGAUCAUAAUCGCCGCAGAAGAAAAACUCAACAACCAACUCAAGAAAUUCAGAAAUCUCAGCCUUCUUUGGAUAAUGUUGCAAGAUCUCCACCGGACUCCGGAGCUCAGUCUUCAUCGUCGGUGACGGUGGCAGUGUCGCCACCGGAUUAUUUCCGGCAGAGGCCAUACCAAAGCACAAACAACCCUUCAUCGAUUUCAAGCUCACUGUUUUUCUCAAGCGGGUAGAGUUCACGUUGGAGAAGUUUAAUUUGCAUGGCUAAUUAAUAUUUGCAAGAAAUUAACGGAGGAGCGUCAACAAUAAUAUAUAGUGAACUACUACUUCCACUUGUAACUCCCAAUUUAAUUUCAAACUCUUAAUCUCGCGUUAUUAAUUUGUACGAAUUGUGAUUUAAAGCAUCUAUGUUAAUCCCUCCCCUUAAUUUUCUAUAUGUAUUUAAUAGUAUUUGUUUACUGUUGAUUAUUAUUGGCCCCUUUGGGGUGCUACUAGUACAAGCUGAUAGCCAUAGCACAAAUGGAAUUCUGCCCAAUGGCCCCUACUUUUUA